Anneissia japonica is the source of this 3483-nucleotide messenger RNA. RefSeq lists its product as uncharacterized. The transcript has 20 exons. Gene Ontology annotation, molecular function: caspase binding; death receptor binding. Gene Ontology annotation, biological process: TRAIL-activated apoptotic signaling pathway; positive regulation of extrinsic apoptotic signaling pathway. NCBI's taxonomy places the organism in Eukaryota, Metazoa, Echinodermata, Crinoidea, Comatulida, Comatulidae. The coding region runs from base 42 to 3029 and encodes 995 amino acids. Gene Ontology annotation, cellular component: CD95 death-inducing signaling complex; cytoplasm. The record is from RefSeq and is a predicted model, not a curated record.
AUCAUGAUAUCACGGAUGGAAUAGCAAUCACAAGAAGCUGUAUGUAUGAUGAAACAGAUCCAACUAAAUGGCAACAAGAUAAAGUCUGUCUCGAUGGUGAGAUGAAAAACAAAUAUGAAAAUGCUGUUGCGGAGAAAAUUGUAGAAGAUCUACAACCAAAGCAAAAUCAUAAUGUGAAUUCAGCACCAGAAAAGGAAACACCAGUAAGGAGAAAGCGAGUUUCUAAAUAUUCUCAUAAUACAAUUAAAAAGCAACCAGUAAUGAGAAUUGGAACUCAACAGGAUAUUGCCAACCUUCCAGCUGUUGUUCCCAGAAGACAGCGUUCGAAAGAAGGUGAGAUGAAAGACAAAUAUGAAAAUGCUGUUAUGGAGAAAGUUGUAGAAGAUCUACAUCCAAAUCAAACUUGUAAUGUGAAUUCAGCACCAGAAAAUAAAAUACCUGAAAGGAGAAAACUAGUUCCCGGACAAUAUAAAAUUAACAAUCAACCGGUAAAGAGAAUUGGAACUCAACAGGAAAUUGACAACCGUUCAGUUGUUGUUCCCAGAAGACGUUCGAAAGUAAAGCAGAAGGUUGAAAGAAUUGAGACAAAAAUGGAUGAAGGUAUUGCAGAAAAAGUCAAGAAUGCUUUGAAAGGUGGUACAGUAAGUUUAAACACAGAUGGCAACUCUAUCAGGAUAUGGGAUUUUGGAGGUCAACCAAUUUACCACAGCAUUCUUAGGUUCUUCUUGACGCCAGAAGGCAUUUUCAUUAUCGUUUUUAAACUUACGGAUGACCUGAAUGCUUUUACUGUCAUCGAAGACUCAAAUGGAAAAACACGUAAAUACUACAUGACAAAUCUGCAGCAUCUUUUGUACUGGAUUCGAUCGUCUUACACCUAUAGUUCAAGAAGUACCCGUGAUCAUGUUCUCCAACUGGAUCUCCCAGCAUGCAUCAUUGCUGGUACUCAUAGGAACUCUCUUGGUGAUACCGAAGAAGAGAGAGAGAGGAAGGUCAAGCAACAGUUUGAUCUAAUCCGUAAUGCAAUCAAAGGCAAGGUAUAUGAGUCACAUGUAUACCCAACAUACUUUGAUGUUGAAAAUCAACUGUCAUCAUCGGAUAAAAACAUUGGCAAAAUGAAAGAAGUCAUCCUGAAAAUCAAGAACAGAAUGAAGAGGACUAUUCCCAUCAAAUGGUUUGAGUUCUUGAUGAAACUCCAGGAAAUAAGUGCAGAAAACAUAACACUUCCAUUGGAAGAGGUUAAAUCUAAAGCCAGAGAAUGUGGAAUUAAGGAUGACAAGACUAUUGACCUUGCAAUUGCAUACUUUAGUGAUGUUGGUGAAAUCAUGCAUCACCCAAUGGAUGAAGCAUUACGUGAUACAGUUGUGCUUCAACCAAUGAGAUUGGUUGACUAUGUUAGAACUGUGUUUACAGUUAUGAAACCAGAACUUAGAGAUGCAACUCUACAGAAUGAAUGGAGGGAUUUAGAGAAAGGUGUUCUUAGAAAGAGUUUACUGAAACACCUUUGGAGGAAUUUCCCAGUGUUCUCUGAUGACAAGGAUGAGAAGAUGCUAAAUUUUUUCAUCGCUUUAAUGAAGAAAUUUGGACUCAUCUGUCAACGAAAGACACCACAGAUUAUUGGGACAGAUAACAGCAUUUUUUAUGCUUUCUCGCACAUACAACCUGAUCCAGAGAAAAGAGUCAUGAUAGAUGAUCAGGGACCUGACAGGGUGUCAAUCUUUCAUGAUUUCUGCGGCUUUCUACCUGACUUUGUAUUCCAGGAAGCUGUGACAAGGUUUAUUGAAGCGUUUCUUGUAGAAAAUGCUAAUCCUGAACUUGCAUAUGAAUAUGUUGAGUUGGACAUUGACGCUCAACAUCGUGUGAGUCUAGCAGUGGCUACUAUCAAACACCGCCGCAUGUUCAAGACAACAAUUUUGAGAAGGCAACUGAGUGAUGCAACUGAUGUCACAGAACCAGAACCUGAAACAUGUAAGAAGGUUUUGACAUUUCUUCAAUCAGUCUUCGAUGCACUUUGUCAGACUAGAGAACGUAUGCAAUACAAGACUUGCAUACCUUGUGGUUGCUCUGACAACUUCCAGCACAUGCAGAUCAUUAAGGAUUUCAACAAUGAUGCAAUUCCUUGUGGAUCAGUUUCAUGGAGCAUCAAACGCUACUGUCAUUUAUUUGGAGACUCAAAUGAAGCUACUGUAACACGUUCACAACCUGAUCAACGUCCUUUGGAAGAUGUAGAGCUACUGAGUAUUUGUAAUUCACUGGACAAGGACUGGAAAGAGCUAGCAUUGCACCUUAAAUUAACUAGGCCAGAACUUGACUACAUUGAAAGUGACAACAAUCAAGUGAAGGAUGCUAUGAUGGCGAUGCUUGUGAAAUGGAGGGAUCGCCAACCACCAGAUAUCAACCAGAUGCAAGUUAUGUGUGAUGCACUGAAGCAAGCAGGAUAUGUUCGUAUUGCUGGUGAAUUGAUGGGCAAAAGUCACUCAGCUGUCUUACAUGACAAUGACUUGCUGUCUGUUCGUGAAGGCCUUGGUACAAACUGGGCACGAUUUGCAGUUUGCCUUGGAUUUAAUUGGCAGGAAACUCAACUGCUUAGAGCAGAACAUCAUAAUUCUGACCUUAAUGCAUGUAUGGACAUGUUGACUAAAUGGAAGAAACGUCAGUCCUCUGAGAUCAAUCAAGUCAAUGUAAUGUGUGGACUACUAGAAGUGCAGGGUUUCCUUGCAGUAGCCGAUCAGUUGAGACGUGUUGUGCAUUCAGAAGGUUUUCUAGAUGAUACUGCCUUUGCGCUUAUCAGUGAAAACAUUUGUGCAGAUUGGGAUAAAGUUGCAGUUAAACUUGGCAUAGGAUGGCAUUCAAUAGAAGCUUUUAGAAAGGAAUGUUGUGGCCGCGAAUUCAAAGCAUCAAUGGACAUGCUGACGACAUGGAGGAUUCGUCAGUCAAGUGACAUCAAUCAACUUAAUGUGAUGUGUGAGAUACUAAAUGGGAUGGGGAGAAAUGACGUUGUUGAGCAGCUGAGAAAAAAAUAUGCAUCGUAAAUGUUAAGACAGCAUAGGACCACUAUCAGUACUAUAAUAUCUUGAGAGGGACCCAGAUCAUAUUCCUGCCAAUGGCAUUGUCCUUGGGUUCUUGGUUAAGACAAUUCAUUCUUAGUACCUUGUCCUUUGGAUGGGACAUUAAACAUGCGCUGCAAAUGUCCAUGAAAGAGAACUAGGUACACUAUUCAAAAAUAGUUCUAGUUUAUACAGACCAUAUUUUGUAUACUGUAUUCAUGUACAUUUUACAUGUUUUGUACUUAAAUAAAUGAUACAUUCCUUAAAAAUAGCCCUAUUCCAUAUUUUAUUAGAUUGAUUAAUGUAAAGUAAUUUUAUAUGUAAUUAAUUAUCGAGUAAAGUCUCUGAUCAUUGCUGCAUGGUUUUUUUUUUUUUAUGUAAAUAAUGAAUUUUAAAUAAUGAAUUUUUCUUAAUCUAAAUUUUUCCCAUGUUAAUGGUU